CCCUAGAAAUCGAUGUUGGCAACGCUUAGUACAUAGUAGGUAAAUGGCGGUGGCGUGUUAAUCAGUCAAAUAAAGUUUUGGUUUUUAAUUGAUUAUGCUUCAUUCUCAGAAUCCUACUGACUAAUUUUUCCAACUUUGGGAUUAGAGUUAUUUCUGUAAAAAAUUCAAUAAGCAAUAAUGACUACCAAGGAGGAGGAAAAAGAGGAGUUCUCAGGAAGUGAUUUUGAUGAAGAUGAAGAUCCAGAUAAAAUAGAAGUACCAGGUGGUGGCAAAGAUUUGGCAGCUGCCGCUGCUUUAGCUGGUUCAAAACCCAAACCAAAGACGGCAAUGUUUGACAUGCCAAUCCCACAAAUGCCUAAUAUGGGCCCACAUUAUGGUGGCAACAGUAAGAUGCCAUCUGGUAUGCCAUCACCAUUCGAUAUGAUGAGGUCCCCAAUGGGCUCACCAUAUGGUAUGGGUAGCAUGGCGGCAAUGGCAAGCAUGCUCAGUGGACUGGGUGGUCCGAUGAACAUGGGUCAGAUGUUCCCCCCUGGGGCUGGUGGUGGGGGAAAUCCUGCCAGCGCCGCAUUUCACGCUGCCCAUUUUCUACAGCAGAUGGAAAUGGCUGCCUUAGGCCUCAAUGGUCAGUUGCAGAAUCCCUUUUUCCAGAACAUGGCGGCUUUACUUUAUUCUACACCUCCUGGUCAGCCCCCAUGGGGUCCCCAAUUGAGCAACAAAGCUGUAGCUUCCAUGUGGAUGAAUGCAGACGCCAAACCGAUGCAUCACCAAGAGGAGGAAGAGGUUGAUGACGAAGAACUUGGUGUGGCAGAGACAUACGCAGACUAUAUGCCUUCCAAAUUGAAACUUGGGAGGAAACAUCCUGAUCCAGUGGUAGAAACAGCUUCGUUAUCAUCUGUAGCUCCUGCAGAUGUUUGGUAUAAAUUAUCGAUUCCAGAUGAGACAAUUCGUACUGGAGCUCUUUCUGCAUUGCAGUUAGAAAGUAUUACUUAUGCUUCUCAAGCUCAUGAACACAUUCUGCCUGAUGGGACGAGAGCUGGCUUUCUUAUAGGUGACGGUGCUGGAGUUGGUAAAGGUCGUACAAUAGCUGGUAUUAUAUUCGAGAACUACAUGAAAGGCAGAAAGCGAGCAAUUUGGGUUUCUGUCUCGAACGAUCUCAAAUAUGACGCCGAAAGAGAUUUGAAAGAUAUAGGUGCUGGCAAAGUAACGGUUCAUGCCUUGAACAAGUUCAAGUAUGCUAAGAUCUCCUCAGUUAUCAAUGGCAACGUCAAGAAAGGUGUUAUAUUUAGCACUUAUUCGGCCCUCAUUGGAGAAAGUAAUUCAGCUGGCGGUAAAUACAAAAGCAGGUUGAAGCAACUACUUCAGUGGUGUGGUCAAGAUUUUGAUGGUCUUAUAGUUUUUGAUGAAUGUCAUAGGGCGAAAAAUUUAUGUCCGGUAGGAUCUUCCAAACCUACAAAGACAGGUUUAACAGUCUUGGAACUACAGAAUAAACUACCCAAAGCACGUGUAAUUUACGCUUCAGCGACAGGAGCAUCUGAACCCAGAAAUAUGGCUUAUAUGGUCAGAUUGGGUAUGUGGGGAGAAGGAACUCCAUUCAAGGAAUUUUCCGACUUUAUUUCCGCUGUUGAGAAGAGAGGCGUUGGAGCUAUGGAGAUAGUUGCGAUGGAUAUGAAAUUGAGAGGUAUGUACAUAGCAAGGCAACUCAGUUUUCAUGGUGUCGCCUUCAAAAUAGAGGAGGUGCCUCUAUCCAAGGAUUUCGAGAAGGUAUACGAUGCCAGCGUCAAGCUAUGGGUGGAGGCGAUGCAACGUUUCCAUGAAGCUGCUGAACUGGUCGAUGCAGAGAACAGAAUGCGAAAGACAAUGUGGGGCCAGUUCUGGUCAGCGCAUCAGCGUUUCUUUAAGUACCUCUGCAUAGCAGCGAAAGUGCCACACGCCGUUUCUGUGGCCCACGAGGCGAUAAAGUGCGGCAAAUGUGUGGUGAUUGGUCUUCAGAGCACUGGUGAGGCGAGGACGUUGGAACAAUUGGAGAGGGACGAAGGAGAAUUGACGGAUUUCGUAUCAACAGCUAAAGGAGUUUUCCAAACAUUAGUGGAAAAACACUUUCCAGCGCCAGACAGAAAUAGGAUACAUAGGUUAUUAGGGCUAGAACCUCCACCAUCUAACUCUAAAAAAUCUUCUAAUGGUGUCCACGAAGAAGGAAACACUUCGAAUUCAAGUGGCAAAAGAAAACCAAUGAGACAGGCGGCAGCUAGAGCAGUAAAAAGGAAUAAAUGGUCAACUUCUGACAGUGAAAACGACUCUGAGAAAAGUACAGAUUCGGAGUUUAAGAUGACAGAUAAUGAGAGUGAAAUAUCAGAGGAACAUUCUGACUCGGCACAAAGCAGUGAUUUUAACCCUUUCAUUUCGGACAGCGAUUCAGACAACGAUCCUUGGAGUAGGACCAAGAAGAAGGGUAAAAAAACAAAGAAGGUUGCUAAGAAACGCCCAUCUGCGCAAGAAAAACUUUCCUUGAUGAUCACACAAAAGAGUAAUAAAGCUAAAAGUAAUGGAGGCUCAUUUACUGGCGCUCCUCCAAAAGACGCCAUCGAAAGGGCGUGUUCCAUGAAGGAAGAUCUCCUAAGUAAGAUUGAAAGACUUGGGGAAAAACUGCCACCGAAUACUUUGGAUCAACUAAUUGAUGAGUUGGGAGGUCCAGAGAAUGUUGCUGAGAUGACAGGGAGAAAAGGUCGUGUGGUUCAGACCGAAGACGGUGGUAUCCAGUAUGAGAGCAGAUCAGAACAGGAUGUCCCUCUAGAAACGUUGAAUCUGACGGAGAAGCAACGUUUUAUGGACGGUGAAAAGGAUGUCGCUAUCAUUUCUGAAGCUGCAUCGAGCGGUAUAUCGUUGCAGAGUGACAGAAGAGUCAAGAACCAGAGAAGAAGGGUUCACAUAACACUGGAGCUUCCCUGGUCUGCUGACAGGGCUAUACAACAGUUCGGUAGGACACAUAGAAGUAAUCAAGUCAAUGCUCCAGAAUAUAUCUUUCUUAUAUCCGAUCUAGCCGGGGAGAGAAGGUUCGCUUCAAUUGUAGCGAAACGUCUAGAAAGUCUUGGGGCCCUCACGCACGGUGAUCGUCGCGCUACUGAAACCAGGGACCUGAGCCAAUUCAAUAUAGACAACAAGUACGGCAGGUCAGCCCUAGAGGCAACCAUGAAGGCAGUAAUGGGUUACGACGCUCCCGUAGUGCCGCCACCGAAAGACUACAAGGGUGACUUCUUCAAAGACGUCGCAGCCGCUCUGGUGGGCGUGGGGCUGAUAGUGAACAGCGAAUCUAUGCCCGGGGUGCUAUCCCUGGACAAGGACUAUAACAACAUGUCCAAGUUCCUGAACAGGAUACUCGGCAUGCCAGUUGAGCUUCAAAACAGGCUAUUCAAGUAUUUUACAGAUACCCUGAGUGCGAUCAUUAUACAGGCUAAACGUAGUGGAAGGUUUGAUCUUGGUAUUCUGGAUCUUGGAGCCGGUGGUGAGGUUGUUAAACGAGUGAAGACUGUAACAUUCCUGCGAAAACAUGCAACGGGCACGGCACCAACGGAACUACACACCGUACACGUUGAGAGGGGCAUGUCUUGGCCGGAGGCUUUGGAAAAGCUGUCCGAGACGACGGGCGAAAACGAAGGAUUCUACGUCUCCCACCAGGUCCGCAACGGCAAGCACACAGCCAUACUAGCCAUGGAAAUGGAUUCCGGGAACAAGAAGAAGCUAGAAUCUAAAAAAGAACAGAUGUUCUCAGUGUACAGACCUAAUACGGGUUUACAAUUCAGGCAGGAGAGCCUUGCAGAGCUGGAAAAGAAGUACAAGAAGGUUGAAUCAGGUGAAGCGGAGAAAGCUUGGACGGAACAGUAUGAUUCAUCUGUAAAUACCUGUUCUCACGCCUAUUGGCGUGGUAAUUGCAGAAUGGUGAAUCUUGGACAAGAUUGUGAGGUCGGUUUGAGAAGAAGAACGUACAAUGUUGUGUCAGGAUCGGUAUUGUCUGUAUGGAGUAGAGUUGAAGGUGUGUUAGCUAGUAAGAAUGGUACACAUAAUAAUAAGAUGCAAGUUAUCAGAUUGAGAACCAAAGACGAUUUGAAGAUUGUUGGUACACUGAUACCUAAGAAUUGUGUUGAUGCACUGAUAGAGGCGCUGUCAUCUGAUGCAGAGAAAGUGGACGAACAAAAAUUCCCGUAGGAUCUACAAAUAUCAUUUAAAAUGGAUUUACACAGGGCUGCAAGUAUUACUAAAAAAAAGUGACAGUUAUUAACGAACAGAUCGUUGGAAAAAGUAACUGUAUAAUAUGUAGAACUGAAUGAUUGAUAUUUGUUUUCAUUUUAGAUGAAAAAAGUUGAGGUUCCGAAAUAUUUCCAAGAAAUUAUCGAAAAAAAAAAUAUGAGAAAAAUCUGUGACAUAGUUAUUUUAGGUAAUGUCUAAUGUAUUUAUAUAAACGUAGAUUUUUAAUGAUUUUUUCUUAUAUCAAAAUACACAGGUUGAUGAUAAAGGACACCAAAACACAAAUGACACAUGCCAACACUAGUUGUUUUUCAAUUUAUAAUAAUUCCGUUAUACAAAACAAAUUCAGCUUAUUUCCUAGUACACCAGUGGAGUUGUCAGAUUUUGCUGAAUUGAUUAAUUUAACUUAAAAAUUUCCUGUGAUUUGUCACCAAUUUGAUAUGUAGCCUUGAAAGUAAUAAUGGCUAUAAGCCCUUCUGCUUUCGUGAAUGUUGCAAGUUCCUAAAAUAAACACUUUUCUGGAAUGUAUUUUGAUAUUUCAAGAACCACAAUAAUCAUUUCACUGGUGUGUUCUAAUUUCAAGCAAAAUUGCUUAUAUAUCUUAUGUAUAUUUGGAUGUGUUCAAACGCUAAAUAAGCAGAAAAAGAAAUGAAAAUUACCCACAA
Harmonia axyridis is the source of this 4904-nucleotide messenger RNA. Its product is annotated as protein strawberry notch. Gene Ontology annotation, molecular function: histone binding; chromatin DNA binding. Gene Ontology annotation, biological process: regulation of DNA-templated transcription. The coding region runs from base 178 to 4200 and encodes 1340 amino acids. Gene Ontology annotation, cellular component: nucleus. The transcript has 18 exons. NCBI's taxonomy places the organism in Eukaryota, Metazoa, Arthropoda, Insecta, Coleoptera, Coccinellidae. The record is from RefSeq and is a predicted model, not a curated record.